CUGCUUUUUCCUGCAACGUACCAUGUAAGUUCUCUCCUUUUAUAAAGCUAGAGAAAAACAAGGCAAAUGAACCAUAGGUAGCUAGCUAGGGAUAAAUUUAGUAAUUAAAGCCGUCCAUCUGUACCUCUCCCUUCAGCACGACCGGACUUGAUUUUCCUCCGUCAUGGCUGAAACCUUUCAAAAAGUGACUCCCAUCUUCGUCCUCAUUCUCUUCACUAUUUUCACCUCCUCAUUAAUCCCGGCCACUGCAGAAAAGAACCAUCGCUUCUCGAGAACAUUAUCUCCUGCAAAACUUGGACUCAAGCGAGAGAAACUAAGCCACCUCCACUUCUACUUCCACGACAUCGUCGCCGGACGAAACCCUACGGCCGUCAGAGUUGCCGAGGCCUUCAUGACGAACACGUCGUCGACGCUUUUUGGUGCCGUGGUGAUGAUGGACGACCCCUUGACCGUGCGGCCAGAGCCGAACUCCAGAAUGGUGGGAAGAGCGCAAGGAUUAUAUGCAUCUGCUUCACAAACUGAGUUGGGCUUGUUAAUGGUGCUGAACUUUGCUUUCAUGGAAGGGAAGUAUAAUGGUAGUACUCUCAGCGUAUUGGGGCGGAACACUGUGUUCUCGCCCGUGAGGGAGUUUCCGAUCAUUGGUGGGAGCGGGCUUUUCCGGUUCGCACGUGGAUAUGCUCAUGCCAGAACUCACGCGUUUAACCUCACAAGUGGGGAUGCUGUUGUGGAGUAUAAUGUCUACGUCUUCCAUUAUUGAUGUGUGUUUCUUUGUGCGGCACUUUCUUUUUUUUUUUUUUCUUUUUCAAACAACCAAAGUUGGUAAAUUUAGCCAAAAAGUUUAUAAAACCAGUCUUGUGACAGAGAAUAAACAAAUGGCCUUAUUGCAAACUUGGAGUCUUCUUCGGAAAACCACAUCAAGGAGUGAGAUGCUAGAGGGGGGUAAGAACAAUCAUUCCUCCAAGUCACUGAAAUUGUUUCAUCACCAGGAUAUUCGGAACAUCACUCAAAACCUUGCUUCA
This is a messenger RNA of Juglans microcarpa x Juglans regia, 1019 nucleotides long. RefSeq names its product dirigent protein 22-like. Lineage: Eukaryota; Viridiplantae; Streptophyta; Magnoliopsida; Fagales; Juglandaceae. The transcript has a single exon. The record is from RefSeq and is a predicted model, not a curated record. Bases 164 to 757 code for a protein of 197 amino acids.